This is a messenger RNA of Lathyrus oleraceus (garden pea), 2194 nucleotides long. RefSeq lists its product as uncharacterized. The coding region runs from base 268 to 2049 and encodes 593 amino acids. The record is from RefSeq and is a predicted model, not a curated record. The transcript is spliced from 2 exons. NCBI's taxonomy places the organism in Eukaryota, Viridiplantae, Streptophyta, Magnoliopsida, Fabales, Fabaceae.
GCGGUGGAAGGGUGGAUUUGAUAUGACGUCGAAUUCACUCUUUCUGUCUGCGUUUCAGGUGCUACCGGGCGCUUACGACCGAGGAGGGAAGAUUCUGGGUCCUCCACCGAAGACGCGACAAUCGCUCGUCUCCCUGUCGGGGAUGGGAGUGUCCGAGAUGGUACCGAACACGCCUCCUCUUCCGGGCAGGUCGACUUCUCAUGGGUUGCGGACGAGCCCUUGGAGGAGGAAUCAGACUUCUGUGACGAGGCCAUCAUUGCUUACGCUAUGGUCGAGACCAUAAGCCGGGAGGAUCCACCAAACUGGUAUUGCUGCGCCCCCAAGGAAGAAGACCGCAUUUGCCAUCAUUUCCCGGGGAAGCAGUUCACCAUGUAUGAAUUUGCUUUCCGUGAGGCGGGGAUUAGACUGCCCUUCAACUCCUUCCAGAUGUCGGUCUUCAAGUGGCUCCGGCUGGCGCCGUCCCAACUACAUCCUAAUGCUCUCGCAUUUAUGCGGGCAUUCGAGUUAGUUUGCCAGUUCCUCGGCAUUGGUUGCACCCGGGCUCUCUUCUUCCACGUUUUCCAUCUCCAGAGGUCCGGUUCCCGUGGUCGCCACAGUUGGGUUUCUUUCAAGCAGCCCGUGCGUCUGUUCAAGACGUACGAGGAUUCUGUUCGCCAUUUCAAAAACCGGUGGUACGUGGUGAUGCCGAUUACCCGGGCUGCCCUUCACUCUCUAUACUACUAUCAGCGGAAACCCAAUGGGGAGGAGACGCUGAUGUCGAAGAUACCGCUGAGGUGGCAGCGUGAUCAUUUCGAUCUCUCCACGGCGCAUUACCGAGUCAAGUAUGCGAUGCUCGGCGAGGAGGAUAGGCUCGCGUACAAGAAGCUGGUCGAUUACGUGCAGAGCUUCAGCUUGGGGUUCUGGGCGAAUCGACAGGGCGUGCCCUACCUGGAUGAGGCCGGGGAACUAAUCACCGAGGCGCGUUAUAUCAAUACGAAGGCUCUGCUCGAGUGUGAUACCGAGGAGGAAGCUCUGGCGUUAUUGAGUGCCAUGCCCAAUGCUCGUGAUCGGGUGCUGAAGCUAGCGAAUCAGGUCGGCGCUCCUGACCGGGUGCCCAAGAAGAAGAAGAAAACUGUGGCCCGUCCCUUGGAGACUGCUGGCGAUGCCGGGGCUAGUCCCUCGCAGGCGGCGAGCGUGAUUCCUUCCUCUCCUCCUCGAUCUAACCCGAUCAACAUUCCUGAUAGCAGUCCGUCGCCAGCGGCUUCUCCCCUCCAUAAACGGAAGCGUCCGGCUGGGGCCCUUACCAGGUCGUCUCCAGGAAGUUCGAAUGGACCGGGCAGCUAUCUUCUACCUCCCUGCUAUGUGGAACGGUCGUUCUUCAAGGCCGAGGAGUCGAUUGCUGUGCCUGCGCCUGAGGCCAAGGCUAUUCUGGACCAGGAUGUUGCUGCCCGGAGGAAAGAUCUGGCCAGGGAUAUUGCUGCUGUCAUCCGGGUGAUGGAGACGGCCAUGGUUUUGACCGACACUUCGGUCUCCACCGCCUCGCUGGAGGAUGCCCUUUUGCAGGUUCGGACGGAGAAGGAAAGACUAUCUAAAGAUCUGUCGGACUACAAAGAAGAGCAUCAGCUGCAGGAAGGGCUGAGCCAGAAGCUGGAGGAGGUGGAAAAGGAGAGGGACCAGUUGAAGGCUGCUAAGGCGAGCUUGGAAGAGCAGGUGGUCGACCAUCAGAAGCUGACCGAGGACAACGCUGGCCUACGGGCUCAGGUUGAGUCUCUCGAGGGAAAGGUCCGUCCUCUGGCAGAUGAGACCGAGGAGGAACGCGCCCUUGGUUCGCGCGGUGAGCUGCUAGGGCAUAUUCGGACUCUCAACCAAGAUCUCGUGGCCUGCUUCAAAGAGGGUUUCGACAAUGCUGUCGAGCAGCUCGGGCUUCUGAACCCUGAGUUGGUGACAGUAGGGUCGGCCUAUAACUGCUGCGUCCGGGAUGGUGAGAUUAUCUGCCCGUUUGAAGCGGAGGAGGAGCUGGGGGGAGAAGAAGAAGAAGAGGAUGAAGAGGUGCUCCGAGCGGAGUCUUAGUUUAUUUGUUUUUCUUUGAUUUUAGUUAUCAUGGCCUGCGUGCCUUAUGUAUUUGGCCUUCGGGCGUUGUAAUAUGGCCUUCGGGCGUACUUGGCUUCGGCCGCUCUUAUCGUUUUUAAUGUAUGAAUAUUUACGUUAUCAUUCA